Lentinula edodes (shiitake mushroom) is the source of this 1188-nucleotide messenger RNA. RefSeq lists its product as uncharacterized. Bases 1 to 1188 code for a protein of 395 amino acids. The transcript has 6 exons. NCBI's taxonomy places the organism in Eukaryota, Fungi, Basidiomycota, Agaricomycetes, Agaricales, Omphalotaceae. Gene Ontology annotation, molecular function: peptidyl-prolyl cis-trans isomerase activity; protein tyrosine phosphatase activator activity. Gene Ontology annotation, biological process: mitotic spindle organization. Gene Ontology annotation, cellular component: protein phosphatase type 2A complex; nucleus; cytoplasm. The record is from RefSeq and is a predicted model, not a curated record.
AUGAUAAGUAUCCCACCAAAUCCGUUACGAAGGGUUACCCUCCCAGAGAUACAUUCUAUCCAGCUGCCAACGAAGAAGAUAUUGAACGAAGAAGACGUCGAAAUUUGGCUGCGAACUCAAGGAUUCCGAGAUCUAAUCAUAUUCCUACGGAGACUGAACGAAGCUGUUGUUGGAGUUACAGUUCCCUGGAGCUCUGAAUUUCCUAGUCAAGCUGUAUUGAGCAUGGUAACUUUAAUCGAUACUCUGGAUAGCUGGAUAGAAGACAUCCCACCCCUCAACUCCCCACAAAGGUUCGGAAACCUUGCCUUUCGAACUUGGGGCACAAGACUAGAAGAGCAAUCAGAUAGCUUACUAUCUCGGCUGCUUCCGCCAGAGUACAGCUCGCUUAUUCCACAUAUCAAGCCAUACUUCUUGACUUCGUUUGGAUCUUUCAUCAGAAUGGACUAUGGUACUGGCCAUGAAACUUCCUUUGCCAUAUUCCUUCUUUGCUUGACACUUACGCGCUUUUUCGUGCCUGAGGUCGAAGAAGAACGUGAACUGGUCCUUAGAGUAUUCAUACGGUAUCUCCGUCUUUGCUGGAGGCUUCAAGAUGUUUACCGUUUAGAGCCUGCUGGGAGUCAUGGCGUCUGGGGCCUAGACGAUUCACAUUUUUUGGGUUAUAUCUUUGGUAGUGGACAAUUGCGAGACCAGACAAAGAUACCAGUGUCAGCAGUUCUUCACCCCCCUCUGCCGCCUACUAAUCUAUACUUCAUGUCGAUCAUGCGUAUUCACGAGGUCAAGCAGGGUCCUUUCCACGAGCACUCAUCCCAGUUACAUUCAAUCGCUUUGGGCGUGCCGAACUGGGGCAAAGUUAACUCUGGCCUGUUUAAAAUGUAUGAGGCUGAAGUUCUUGGUAAAAGAGUCGUGGUACAACAUAUCCCUCUUGGAGGUCUUUUACCCUGGAGCAAUGAAUCUUUAGACAGAACAGAAGGCCGUUCUGUGUCCUCAAAUAACAUUGCCAUUUACAAUUCGGAGGCUGCGACACAAGCUCAUCGUGAAUGGACUCAAAGCACUACGAGUCGUCACAGUCCGAGCCCUGAUCCUUGCCGUCUUGGUCUACUAGACUUCAACCUCCGCGGCCGCGGACUGUCAAUGCUCAUGUCUCAAUUCCAUUGCAGGGCUCAAUGCCUCCGCCACUCUCACCAAUGA